AUGUCUCCAGUGUCCUAUUGGUUCGACUUGUGCCGGAAUGUUCAUCGAGUUCUCAAUUCGAGGAAGGUGAAAGACAGCGUUUCACCAGGGGAUAAGAAGACUUGGCUUGACGCAGCCCAAAUGGCCUGCAAAGACGGCGACAAUGGAUACGACGUCAUGAUUCGAGUCGUCGAAUGGUGCAUUUGGUGCGAUCAAGAAGGGAUGGAAUGGGAGUUUGAAGCGCCUCGUCACACAUGGAAGAAAUUCCAAACCUCUCCUUGGUACAAGUGGAUCGAUGUCAACAAGGCCAAUGAAUUCCCCUGA
Molecule: messenger RNA, 303 nt
Organism: Penicillium odoratum
Lineage: Eukaryota; Fungi; Ascomycota; Eurotiomycetes; Eurotiales; Aspergillaceae
Exons: 2
Coding region: 1-303 (100 amino acids)
Source: RefSeq, a predicted model, not a curated record